GCUCGAAGGUGAGCACCUGUUGCUCGGUCGAUCUGCACCGCGUGUAUAUGUGUAUUGCUGGUGUUUUGUUGUUUUGGAUUUUUUUUCUUCUCUCCAUUGCUGGUCUCUGCAGCGGAGUAGCAGCUUCCGAAUCGCGAACUUGGGGUACCUCUACCUGCCGAUCGCAUAAUCACCGUGUCGCGAGUGCACCGAUGGCGAUGUUGCGCGGACAUUUUUCCUCAUCUUGAACCGCAACCGUGGGUUUCUUCGCACCGAUCGGGAUUUUGUUUUGCUUCUCGUUUUCCGUUUAAUCAUUCAAUUAUUGGUAAUUUGUUUGCGGAAGAUUGCGAUGUGAAAACGCAAGAGAGAAGAAAACAAAACUAAACAUUAUAAUCGAGUGUAUGACGUGCGGCCGUCGAAGUGUAUGUUGGCGAAACGAAAUUGAAGAUGUAGGAAGGAAUAAUCAGCACUAAACGAGAGUUCCGAGCGUUUGUGGAAAUCAGAACGAAGGUUCUUCUAGAAGGACUGCAAUUUUUAUUGCCGAAAGUGAGUGUUCGAAUAACUCAGAAACUCAACGAAGUCAGUCAGUGAGCAAUUUAGGGUCGAAAGAAAUAAAAAUCACUGUGCGGAGGGGAGAAAUGUGUGAAUCUCGGCGGUGAGGGUUUAGAAACGCUUACGGAAGAAUGCUGUAGCGGUUAGUUCAUUGUUAUAUGAAGCCCACGACCAGCUCAGCAUUUCGCGGGUCAAUGACGCGCGUCACCUUUUACCACUGACGUUGAGGACGCGCUGGAUGUGUAUAAUUUGCUGCCGUUGUUAAACAACACCCCUUCGGUAUCUGGGUGGAAAGUGCUACACGGUUGAAGGAUAACAUAUGUGGAGUGUUGUGAAAACUGUGCAUUGAGCUGAGGGUGAGAUACAAAGUGUAAACGUGCUCAAACCACCCUGGGGAUCCAGCUUCUAUUCGUUACGUCUCUCUGUUUCGAUUGGUGGUGCGCUAUGGCUGGCGAAAAGUAGCAAUAAAAAAUUAAUUAGUGAACUCCUGAAUCGGCCAGUGGAGGAUAAAGAUCCCGAGGCGCCCCGCAGUUGGGAAGCAGAACCUGAAUCGAGUGAUCCGUAUUAUGCAAGCAAAUUCUUUUUGAUCCCUUAGCGUUUUUAUCAGUGCUCCGGUCGCGGGUGCUUCAUAGACAACGAACGAGCGAACGAACGAACGAACAAGCGAAAGAACAAACAAACGAAGGCAACAAGUUCGGUUUCGAAUCCCACAGUCAGAGAGCGGAUUCGGGCUGGCGGUGCAACAUAUUCGGAUCUCGAAAGCUGCCCGAAAAGUGAACUCCGGAAUCAGUUAAUUGGAUUAAAUUUUGUUAAUGAUGGCACACCGGCCGUGAUCCUGACGCAUCAUGCGUUUGUUCAAAGUCAGAAAAUUUCCAGACCCCCCAUUUGCAUCCCCAGAGUCAGUUCCAGAAGCGAAUCUCGCAGCCACAAAUAGCUCGUUGCCGGUAGCAGCCGAUCGAGCGUCCCGUAAUGAUAUUAUUAUUUCGAGUUGUAUCCCAGCAAAUCCGAUUCCCAGCAGUUCGGAAGCAGUGCCAUUGAAAUCGGCAGGUUCCAUCGCAACAGGAAAUCCUACUGCACCGGUGACCAAUGACGAUGGCCUGCAGCGGCAGCAACUACUGCGACAUCCAUCAUCAGCGACAACCUCGGCCGUGAUAACCUCAUCGAUUUCAUCGGUGACCACCGGUUCCACGGCGGGUUCACUAUCGAAGCCGACACAUUCGGUAGGAACCAACGCGUACGAACCACAAUUUGCGAAUGAUAAAAUUAGCACAAUUAAUAACAAAACCGAGAAUAUUAGAUUAUUAUCGGAGAAGCCACGCAAUCUGGGUACCGCCGGCCCCCCAGUUGGUGUGGGUGUGGGUGUGGGCACCCUGAGGUUGUCACCAGAGCAGCAGAAACAGAUGCAUCAACAGCUCCAGCCCGGACAGCAUCCGUUGGAGUUGCGGUUUCAACAGCAUCAGCAACAGCAGCAGCAUUCACAAUCCAAUAAAAUAAGCGCAAUCGGAACCCUGAUUGGCAGGAACGGAAUUGGCCCACUACCAGGUUAUAAGGUGGUCACCGCUGUUCCAGCCAUGGUUUUGGACGACGAGCCACCCACGAUCGCCACGCCGUUGACGGUGAAGGAAAGCAAAAAUGUGUUUACAUGGGGACGAAAAAUGGGCAAGAAGUUCGAUCUGCUGCGACGCGGUAGUGACGCCCAGAAACUUCCAGUGACUCCGUCUUCUCCGGUUCGCACGCCCACUUGUGUGUCCAUUUUCAACACCGACACUAUCAAAAAAGGUAAAACGAUACCGCUGAAGGCGUACCAGCCAGGAAAUGAUUCCUUGGGGAAGCUAAACAGCGAGCGUUCUUCCGGGACGUUCAAAAAUUUCUUCUACCGGAUGGGAUCCACCGGAAUGUUGAAUCAUCGGUCGAAUCAAGUUCAGAAGCAGCUACAGCAACAACCGCAACAGCAAGAACAACAGCACCAGCAACAGCAGCACCAAGACAAUCAACAUAAUUCGUCACCUCAGCGCACUGGUUUUACUGGAAAAAAUAAAAUGGAUAAUCACUCGGUGCUGUACCGCAGCAGCUCGACAAGUCAGCUGAACUCGUCGUCCUACAUCAAGUGUGACGAUCCUACCGAGGGCAUAAAUCUUGCCAACAGUAAUCACAAGAACGCCUCUAGCAGUACAAAUCUCAACAUGUCGCCCAUGAAUCAACCAAACUCGAAACAAUCGUCUUCGGCCAAGUCCUCCAGUUGUGACGAUAUAGCAAGAGUGGCCGCAUCACAGGAUCAGUUGUCUAAGAAAAAUCACUUUCCGUACGCUUUUCUUCGGUCAAAGUUAUCGGUUCUGCCAGAGGAGAAUGGCGGCUCUGUUCUAAACUACAAUCGAAUUAGAGAAAAUUUGUUACGAUCUGGAAACCGCGGAUCGGUCAUCAGUUUGCGUUCGGAGUUGGAUAACAUUUCAAUAACCGACUCACAGUUGAACAUUUCCGAUCACGGGGAUCAUUCGUAUCAUUCGGGAAAUGAUUCAAAAUCGUUGAUAGUGUGCGAUCUGGACACUGUGUCCAGAAAUAACUCCGUGAAGACCCUAACCGACGAGCAAAGCUACGCGGGUAACUACCAAAGACUGAGCAGUUGUCUCAGCAGUAAUGAGUCUGGCUAUGAUAGUGACGGUCGCCAUGCCGAAGAUAAGAUGGACGAAAAUGGGUCCAACUCGGCAGCGAACAGUUUGACACUGCAGCAUGGUUCAGCAAGUGUGGAUUCGUACGCGGAUGCCAUACGCAAUAAGGAUCAAUCAUACAUGUUCGGGAGCCGACGGCGGCUGUCCUCUACAAGCUCGAUCGCCUCCGUGCAGAACAUGGAUUGCAGCGCGAUCAGACGACGCUUUCGACAAAUCAAACUGGAGAAGCAACGGAUGGAUGAAGUUAUCGGCAUUGAACUUACGCCACAGACUGUUGGUAUGGACGAAGGGGACUGCGAAACGAGGUACCUAGUGACGGAGAUCGACCCAGAAGGAAUUGCCUACAGAGACGGGCGGCUGCGGAUUGGUGAUGAGAUUGUCAACGUAAACGGGCACCAUUUACGUGGUCUGCAAUCUCCCAGUACGGUACAACGCAUACUAUCAACAUUCGUUAACAAUAUUGUAGACCUUGUCAUUGCGCAUGACGAGCUAACUACGUUCAACACCGACCUGCACCGGAAAAUCAAGAUUGACGCCAGCGCAAGCAAGCAUGUCAGCGAGCUGGAAGUCAAUAGCGGAGGUACCGGUGCGGACGGAUCCAUCACAACCAAUGGCAAUAACCCAAAACAGCAGCCUGGCCAGGGGUCAGGAUGCACGACACUGAUCAACUGUUCAACGCCAAAUGCGACCGGAUGCAUCAAACAGCAGCCGUCAUCGAAGGCGACUUUCCCCAUGUCAUCAAUAAACUCACCGACGGAUUACGUUCCGGUGUAUGCAAAUCGGAUCUCGAUUUCCAACACCAUCUGUGACGACGAGAAGUGGCAAAUGUUGAGCAGGCAGCGGAGUGAGGCGCUGGUUCGGAAUGGAUACUCACAAAUCCUUGGUGCGAAACGAGUGAUCAAAGAUAGUGAUGAAGACGUCAUGAUUGUUACGCAUGGGGCCCGCAACGGUGGCCAAUCAAGUGAAGCAGGACUUCACACGCUUUAUCGCCCAGUAUCCCAAGGUAAUCUCAGCCGUCAUUCCUCGAUUGCUCACUUGGCUGAAGGCAGCAAUGACGAUCACGAUAGCGGUGACGCCAGUUCGGCUCGACCAAUCACGAUGAUUGAGGUAAUUUCGGACACCAUCCGGAGGAAUGUACCCUUCGGUAGCGUUAGUAAAAGUAAUCGACAGGCAAACCUUGACUAUCGGUCAAUCAAAAUCAAGAAGCCAGAGGAUAUUCCAAAGACUGUACAGCGAAUUCGGCUGAAAUCCUGCGACGAUACAAACAUAGUGACCAGUUUAGACACGGGUCACGAAGCUGCUGAUUGCUCCAGCACACUUGUGGACGACGGAGCAGCGCUUCAACGAUCCAGAACGGUGCAGAGCAUCAGCGGACGAGAUGAGCUGGACGGUUCGAUCGAUGGAUCGAAGUCCGAGUCCUGUGUACGGAUUCUGAUCAACGACGAAGGGUCGUCGUACAUCGAAGGAAUUCACAAAUGCUCAUAUCUUACGGUCACUUACUAUAAAGGUACCGGUAUGAAAUCGCUUGGUUUCAGCAUCGUCGGUGGGAGAGACUCUCCGAAGGGAAACAUGGGUAUUUAUGUGAAAACGGUCUUCCCCAGUGGACAGGCUGCGCUUGAUGGUAACCUUAUAGCUGGUGAUGAAAUUGUUUCCAUCAAUGAUGUGCCGGUGCUCGGAAUGAGCCACUCGGAGACCAUUGGACUGUUUAAAAAUAUAAGGGAGGGACCGGUUAUGUUAAAGCUGGCCAGACGAAAAUACCAACGCGCCAAAUCCGUGGAUAUCCUUCCAAACUAAACUAAUCUUAUGUGGCACCCUAGCCGAGUCUUUCAAUCCCUAGGCUGAAUACCAAGAUGUCUUUCCACGUUUCAACUCUGAAUGUAAUUCUUUCGAUUUCACUGGCUUUACGAUGCCUCCGGGGUGUUUCGUUUCGACACAAAUUAGCCGUACGGCUCUUGCACUUAAUUCUAGUCACUGUCGUGUACUUAAUGUAGCAAUUGGAAGUAGGUUUCAUCUCGUUACGACUGCAAUAGGUUUUUUUUAGAGUAAGCUAUUUUUUGUCGUAAGAUUGUAAUGGAAAAGUUUAAUUACUGCAUCAAAUGUCGUGAAAUUUCAUUAAUGUAAAUUUACAGUGCACAUUUACAACAGAAUCAAUAAUACAAAGAAUAUACAGCAAUUGUGUACAAAACUUUAUUAAACUAGAUGGAAACGUAAAUAAACAGAUUUCACCACCGUGUUUGCAAAUCGUCA
Molecule: messenger RNA, 5444 nt
Organism: Wyeomyia smithii (pitcher-plant mosquito)
Lineage: Eukaryota; Metazoa; Arthropoda; Insecta; Diptera; Culicidae
Exons: 9
Coding region: 1377-4991 (1204 amino acids)
Molecular function (GO): protein binding
Source: RefSeq, a predicted model, not a curated record